Drosophila busckii is the source of this 4904-nucleotide messenger RNA. It is a transcript of the gene disp, whose product is annotated as protein dispatched. The record is from RefSeq and is a predicted model, not a curated record. Bases 324 to 3917 code for a protein of 1197 amino acids. NCBI's taxonomy places the organism in Eukaryota, Metazoa, Arthropoda, Insecta, Diptera, Drosophilidae. Gene Ontology annotation, cellular component: membrane. The transcript has 7 exons.
UGUUUUAGUAUUAAUUUUGAGUGUUUACAUAAAAUGCUUAUAAACAAUCCAUUACUAAAACGUUAAGCUAUUAGCGGAAGCAAAAAGCAAAAAAUUGUGUGGAAAUGUGCCAGGCAAGGAAAAAUCCAGGCAGACGGUAUCUAUAACAUAAACAACAACAAAAGCACUGCCCCCAGGACACUGCACCGUCACGCCUAACGCUCAAGGUUAAACAAAUUGACAGAUGCUUAUGCUGCAAUUGUCGAAUUCUAAGCACUAUGAAAGCAAACUGAGUGCAUUCACUUAAAGUAUUUUCGAAGUUUAAGCAAUUGCCGAUACACGGCAUGUUGUGCUUCGAUUCGGAGAAAAUGAACUGGUAUUACCAUGUGCUGGCACGGCGACCAUACCUGGUUUUUGUAUCCAUUGCUGUUUGUUGCGUGGCCUGCACAAUAGUGGGGCUCAUUACGAAUGACCUCCCUGACUUCAGUGAUCCUACCUUGGGUUUUGAAACGCGAGGUACUGAAUUAGGCAAACGUCUCACUGCUUGGCAUAAUCUGGAGCAAGAGACUGAUGGAAACGGUCAGUUAUUCUCAAAUCCGUUGGAUUUGUUGCAAAAGCUCAAGAUUGAAAGAACGCGCGGUUUGCCCCGUCAACCACAUCCGAACCAUCACCGCCGCAAAGGUCAGGGUCGCAAGCAUAAAAACAAUAAGCGCCGCAAGGAGCACAAGAAACCAGAUCAAACAGAUGUGGCGCAUAUAAUAAACUUGAAUAGACGGUUGAAAGCAACUAGGCGACCGCUAAGCGACAAGUGGCUUGGUGACAGCGGCGUAUUUCGUGACUUCGAAGUCACCAAUGACAGCAAUCCCUCUUUGCUGAAGCCUACACAACACAGCGAGCCCAUUGAGUAUGGACGCAACACUACAUCUGUGGACGAGGAUGAGCAUAGCGAGCGCGUACAAACCAAGAAGAGCACUUGGCGCAUGCUAAAGCAAGCCAAAUUACCCAACAAUGACUUGUACGCAUCAAAAGAUGGACCACAAUCCAUCGAAGGCUACUUCUGUAACUCCUCACCCCACCGCGGAUACUCGCACUUUGUUGUCCAACGCAUUGGACCUAAUGCCACAGACUCACUAUUUGAUUUGAAUGGCAUGUUGGCCAUGUGCCAACUGCAAGAACAAAUAAGUUCAGUGGAUAGCUACGAAGCAUUUUGUGAGCGAGAACUGCUUACGUCCAACUGCUGCCGUGCCUGGUCUCUGCCCAACUAUGCCGCACUCUUGGCGAACAAAAGUUCCUGUUUCGAUUUGACCACCGAAGAUGUGAGACUGCUGCAGUCAUUGCUGCUGACAUGCUACGACUACUUUCACUAUCUAAAGCUAGACAACAAUUGUAAUGAACACAACCGCUGUUAUGCACCAAAGGAAUGUACACAAAAUAAUUUAGUCUACAAUGUGCUCAAUUUUCUGAGCGACAUGAGCUUCAUGAAACCAAAUGAUACAACUGUUUAUUUGAAGUAUGCUAUGAUCUUUGUGCCCAUUGCGCAAUCCAAUCGCAUAUUGCAUCUAUAUCACGAAUGGGAAGCAAUUGAUCUCAGUAACGAGCUGGUGGAAGUGAUUGCUAUGGAGUUGGGUCUAGAGAAUGAGCUUUUCAGUGAAUUAUUGCUCACAGAUGUUUGGCUGGUUUCCUUCGGCGGCCUGUUUGUCAUGGCUUGCGUUUGGUUAUACACAGGAUCUGCCUUUAUAACACUAAUGUCCUGCUUAGCCAUUUGUUUCUCGCUGGGAUUAGCAUACUUUGUCUACACCAUGGUUUUUGAAUUUGCUUUCUUCCCCUAUAUGAAUCUGCUUGCUGUGGUGGUGAUCAUCGGCAUUGGAGCUGACGAUGUGUUUCUCUUCUUGAAAAUUUGGCAAUGUGUACUGGCUGAACGCUUUAGUAAAACAAGCACAUUGAAUACGCAAUCAACGCUGCCAACGGCUUUGGAGCACAGCGAGCAUACGGAAACUUUGGAGAAUCUAAUGGCGCUCACCAUGCGGCAUGCAGCAGCGUCUAUGUUUGUCACCUCAGUUACUACGGCAGGUGCCUUCUUUGCCUCCUACAGCAGCUCCAUAACGGCCAUCAAAUGCUUUGGAAUCUUUGCGGGCACAGUUGUUGUAACCAACUAUUUGCUUAUGAUCACCUGGCUGCCUGCAUCAGUUUCAAUCAUGGAGCGCCUCUUUGCCAGCCGCAUUGCUUGCCAGCAGCAACUGACGCAGAAAUUGCUACGCUCCUGGAAAAAGUCAAUUGAUCGCUUUUGCGUAAUGUUUGAGCAAUGCAUUACCAACAGCAUUAUGAACUAUGCAUAUUUGUGGUUAAUUAUUUUUGCUAUGCUUGGCGCAGCUAGCGCAAUUAUUGUGCUUUGGUAUCCAGGUCUGCAAUUGCCACAGCAGCCACACUUUCAACUAUUUGUCUCGCAUCAUCCGUUUGAGAUUUAUACUAAGUUGAAGCAUCAAUUUUGGUUUGCCAAGCCGAUGCAGGAUAUGGAGAAUCUGAAUAUGACCAUGCGAUUUGUUUGGGGCGUGCAAGCUGUGGACGAUGGCGACUAUACGAAUCCGAAUUCUUACGGCAAUCUGCACUACGACAAUAAUUUUAAUAUAUCAAGCAAGCGAGCACAAGUGUGGCUCAGAAACUUUUGCCGGGACAUGCAACAGCAGCCAUUUUAUCAGCCGACCUUUGUGUUUCUGGAACCCAUCUGCUUCAUUGACAACUUUAUAAGAUUUAUGGAUCGCAGAUGCAUCGACGACAUGGACGAAACGCGCGAAGAUCGGACGCCCUGCUGUGAUGCACAAUUUCCUUAUGAGCCGCACAUAUUCGAGCAGUGCCUGCCACAAUGCAUAUCCGAUGACCUCUCACGUUCAAGAUUCUAUCAGCAAAGCAAGGCUGGUCCCAAAUUCGCUGCUGCACUGAAUCCACAAGCAGACGAAUAUGUGGACAGCGGCAGCAAUGAGAGUUUCAGCUCGUCACAGCAGCUGCUUGUGAAAGCGCUCAUUUUGGAAUUCGACUCGAAUGUUGGCUAUAGCACAAUCUACAGCAACAUUAAGCUCUUCUAUGAGAGCGUCGAGAGUUGGUUUCAGCAAAAGCUAAGCACAGCGCCCUUGGAGUUGCGCGGUGGCUGGUUUAUAAGCGACUUAAAAUUUUAUAACCUACAGGAUACGCUCUCCCAUGACACCAUCGUCGCCAUUGUGCUGGCCAUGGCUGCUUCGCUAAUAGUGCUGCUUUGCUUUACGCUCAACUUGAUUAUUUCUAUAUAUGCCGUCAUAACCGUCUCGUUGACUAUAUUCAAUACGGUGGCGGUGCUGAUACUGCUCGGCUGGCAACUGAAUAUACUGGAGAGCAUAGCGGUAUCGACGGCUAUAGGCUUAGCUGUCGACUUUAGCCUGCACUAUGGCAUUCACUAUCGCCUCUCACACGCCAAGGAACGGGUCGCCGCCACCCAAUUUGUACUGUCCCGCAUCAUUGGACCUACGGUGAUGGCAGCAGCCACGACUGGAUUUGCGGGCGGUAUUAUGAUGGCAUCGAACAUACUACCCUACAUACAGAUUGGUAUAUUCUUGGUUGUGGUCAUGGUCACCAGCUGGCUGUAUGCCACAUUCUUUUUAAUGAGCAUGCUUAAGGUGGGCGGGCCGCAGUACGGUUUCAUGCAAUUGGGAUUUCCCAAGCUGCGCAAACGUUGUACAGCCAAGCCUAGUAAAUUCUAUGAGCGAAAACCCAGCCAAAUCAUUGCAAGCGAACAACUGCUGACACCCACCAGCUCUGCCAUUGUAGAGAUGGUCAACUCUGAGACCCAUGAACUGGCAUCCCUUAACUCCAACAGCCAAAUACGCACCAUUUCGGGCACUGAGAGUGGACAUGGACUUGCGUCGCUGCCCACAGACAUUGAGCAUUCAUUUCAAACGGUCAACCACUGACUUUUGCUAAAGCUAAAGCUACGAGUGAAACUACGAGAAUUUGCAUUUUUAUACCUGCAGACAAGCUCUGACAAAAAAGGGCUGUUCAACAAGGUUAUACAACGUUGUAUACUUAUAUACUUGUAUUAGCAGUUAGUUAGCUGCGCAUUGAAUAGUUUCUAUUGAUAUACUAUAGCGUAUAUGUAUUAUAUGUGUUACUAAUUUGUUAGUGUUAAGCAACCUACAAAUGUUCAACUAACCUGCAAAGUGGUGAGCUAAUUUUAUACUUUGCUAGUAUGAUAGUUAAAUCAAAACAAUUGCAUUGGUUAGUUGAGCAUUUGCAUACACUCUUUGGUGGGCUAUUUUCAAAAGACUUUAAGCAGUUGCAAUGCGCUAUUCCUUUUAGUUUAGUUAGUUAGUUAGUUGUUGUGACGUGUGACGUUACGAUUCGAGCCAAGUGAACACUAUUUGUAAACUGAAGCAAUUAGCGGAGAGUACUAGGUACGUCCAUAGCUGUACGACUGCAUAAUGUCGGUAUUAUUAGUUUUUAGUAAGAGCAUUGAACAUGUCACACAAUUGUUUAUAUGUGUAUUUGUAAUUCAAACCAUAGGUAUACUCUAAAUUUUUAUUAGCUGCUGGCAAUAUUGUUGAUGCUGGCAUAUAGUUUAACAUGCAGACAUACAUAUGUAUGUAUGUAUGUAAUAACCAUAUAUGUUAUAUGGGCAGUAUUAUAUACACCUAGUAUAUAUAUAUAUAUAUUUAAUGUACGUUUCUGUACUUUAUGUGUUGUCUGUCUAUCCUAGAUAUAAAACGGUACAUACACACACGCACACUCACAUACACACACACACUCACGUUUAUAAUAACCAUGUAACUGUGAUACAUAAGGUGACAAAACUUAGUAUACUUCCUAUGUCUGCUAUAAAUGGGGGUAACAAAUCAAAACAUUUACUUCAUGACGUAUUGUACUUAACUGCAACUGAAAAAAUAACUUGUACUUCCUUUAUU